AAGAAGAAGAAGAAGAAGAAGAAGAAGAAGAAGAAGAAGAAGAAGGCUUCAUCUGGCACGCCACUUUUUUCUCGACACAAGCCCCGACGCCUCGGUUCAAAUGUCACAUCACUAACGAUGGGUAGUUUGGAGGCAUGGUACAUGGAUGAAUCCAGCGAGAAGCAGAAGCUGCCUCACAGACUGAACCCGAACCAGCCCGUGACCCUCACACAGCUCGAGCAGAUCGGAGUCUAUCACUGGAAGUUAAAUGCUGAUAAUUAUGAAAAUGACCCUGAACUGCAGAAGAUCCGUGAAGAAAAGGGUUACUCCUAUAUGGAUAUCAUAACGAUUCACCCAGAUAAACUUCCUGAUUAUGAGAACAAAGUGAAAAUGUUCUAUGAAGAACAUCUUCAUCUUGACGAUGAGAUCCGCUAUAUACUGGACGGAUCGUCUUACUUUGAUGUGAGGGGCAAAGAUGACCGCUGGAUCCGAAUCGCUGUGUCUAAAGGGGAUCUUAUCACGCUGCCGGCGGGAAUUUACCACAGAUUCACCGUUGAUGAGAGUAACUACACAAAAGCCAUGCGUCUGUUUGUUGGUGAACCGGUCUGGAAGGCCUACAACCGCCCAGCUGAUGACUUUGACAUCCGCAAAGCCUAUGUGAACUCCCUGAGCUGCUCUUGAGAUGCAUGAUGGGAUUGGUUUAGUUGUGCUCUACAUCAGUGAUGAUCAGGAGAAUCAAACUCUGCUGUGCCUUUAACAAACACUCUUGAACGGGUUACAAUCAUGAGUACGACAUCUAAAAAAUCAUUACUAAUGAUAAACACAUGAGGUUUUUGAUAGUUAUGACAAUGAAUUGUAGUCCUGGAAGGCUGUGUGGAUGGUGGUUGUUUAAUAGACUCAAAUUUUGUACCAUUAAUUCAUGUAAGUAAUGAAGACAUGUUAGACAUGUCUUAUUGAAAUGAAAACGUGUUUGUUUGAAUGAUCACUGAUAUUCUUACAGUUUAGCCUAUAAGUGUUUGUUUUUUUAUUCAUACCACAACAGACAACUAUUAAUUAGCUCAAAAGAGACUGAAUCCUAGUUUGAUGAUCUUAAAGCAUUUCACUGAUUUCUUUGUUCGUUGAUUAAAUAAAACAAUAUUUUCUCUGCAUUGUAAAAAUGAACUGGUCAAGCAUCAGAAAUGUAUGAAAUGUUGCAUGUUUUCUUAGAAUUCUCAGUUUUUCACGUGUGCCGUGUUUUAUGAAGACUUAGAUUUUUUGUGCAAACAAC
Carassius auratus (goldfish) is the source of this 1246-nucleotide messenger RNA. It is a transcript of the gene adi1, whose product is annotated as acireductone dioxygenase 1. NCBI's taxonomy places the organism in Eukaryota, Metazoa, Chordata, Actinopteri, Cypriniformes, Cyprinidae. The transcript has 4 exons. The coding region runs from base 118 to 660 and encodes 180 amino acids. The record is from RefSeq and is a predicted model, not a curated record. Gene Ontology annotation, molecular function: acireductone dioxygenase [iron(II)-requiring] activity.